Nanorana parkeri is the source of this 921-nucleotide messenger RNA. RefSeq names its product olfactory receptor 10A7-like. The transcript has a single exon. The record is from RefSeq and is a predicted model, not a curated record. Gene Ontology annotation, molecular function: olfactory receptor activity; G protein-coupled receptor activity. Bases 1 to 921 code for a protein of 306 amino acids. Gene Ontology annotation, cellular component: membrane. Gene Ontology annotation, biological process: G protein-coupled receptor signaling pathway. Lineage: Eukaryota; Metazoa; Chordata; Amphibia; Anura; Dicroglossidae.
AUGGCAAAUAGAACUCACACGCAACUGACUGAAUUUAUUCUUGUGGGAUUGUUUCCAAAUCGACAACCAUUGUUUUUUGUAUUGUUUUUAACCAUUUAUAUUUUCACCUUAAUGGGCAAUAUGAUUAUCAUUUUAACAAUCACCUUGGAAGCUCAGCUUCACUCUCCCAUGUAUCUUUUCCUGCGAAGCCUGUCUCUGACAGAGAUAUUUUACAUAUCAGUAACAGUCCCGCGAAUGCUUAAAGAUUUCCUUCAUCUUGAUAAAGCAGUAUCUUUUCUUGAUUGUGCUACUCAGCUCUACUUCUUCUGUUUUCUUGGUACCACUGAGUGCUUCCUGCUUGCAUUUAUGGCAUAUGAUAGAUUUGUGGCUAUCUGUCAUCCACUUCAUUACAUGACUGUAAUGACCAAAUCUAAGUGCUUAGAAUUUUCACUUGGAUCAUGGCUGUCAGGCAUUUUACUCUCAUUAUUCCAAAUUUCCUAUGUUUUUAGUUUGCCUUUUUGUUCAUCCAAUAUCAUUGACCAUGUCUUCUGUGAUAUUCUCCCAGUUGUAAGGUUAGCUUGUGCUAAUACCUUUGCCAAUGAAAUUGCAAUUUUGAUGUAUGGUUCCUUGGUUAUACUGUUACCUUUUCUCCUUAUUACGGUGUCAUACAUACAUAUUAUUGCCACUAUAAUAAAAAUACCAUCUGCUGUUGGAAGAAAGAAGACAUUUUCAACAUGUGGGUCUCACCUGACAUCUGUAACUUUAUUCUAUGGAACAGCCACAAUAGUAUAUCUAAAAACAAAAUCUGCUCGCGAAUAUGUAGGGACAAAAGUAAUAGCUCUUUUUUACAUUGUAUUCAUUCCAAUGCUUAAUCCCUUGAUUUACAGUUUACGAAACACAAUUAUUAAAAAUGCCAUAACAAAAAUGUUAAAAAUACAAUAA